GAUUUCUGUAGUCCCAGCGCGGGAGACUGCCAGCAAUGGGAGAAGUUCAAUGGGCAGAAACAAAGAGAAGAGCAAGGAAGUCGAGAAUUUCAGACAUUGAGAAGGGAUAAGUGGAAGGAGAAAAUGUUGGGCUGGUGUCAAGCGAUAGCUCGUAACCCUCACAGACUCCCAAACAUCACAAGAACACCCGAGGUCUCAGGUGAUGCUUCACAUACCUCUACCUUGCAUGACAAAUCCCCAGGGCGCUCUACAAGUCGAUCAAGUAACAUUUCAAAGGCAAGCAGUCCUACAACAGGAACAGCUCCUAGGAGUCAGUCACGGUUGUCUGUAUGCCCUUCUACUCAGGACAUCUGUAGAUCUACCACCUUGCAUGAUGUGUCAGAAGAUGAGUUUGAACAUGCAACACCUGUCAUGGUGCUGACCCCUGCUAGUAGGGAGUCUGGUAAGAAACAAGUGAAACGAAGGUGUAGGCGGAGGAAAGAGACUGGUGACAAUGUUGAGCAUACAGAAAAGCAAAGAAAAGAGAAGGACUGCAGAUUGUACCCAAUGGUUGCAAGCUCCAGAUGCAAUGCUUUGCACAAGGAAACAUCUGAUUCAUCAUCCUCAGAUGAGAAUCAGUGGGCUCAGGCUAGAAGGAGAGCCAGAGAAAAGGUUAAAAAGCCCAGGAGAGGGAGAAGGAGCAAUAGAUCUUGCAGUAACACAGAUGGAUCUCCAAAUAACAAUGCCAUUGAACUUGUCACUCUGGGGACAACAGGGGAAAAGAAAAAAGAGGUGUCUGAUUCUGAUAACCACACUUUAAAUCACCGGAGGAGAAGGGUUUCAAGAUGUAAAGAAUCUUGCCUUUCGCUGUCUUCAGUGUCCUCUCUGGAGGCGAGGAAUUAUUCAAGAAAAUGUGGAAAAAACAAGGGCAGAAGCUACCCCCAAGAGCUGCAGUCUUCAUCUCACCUUAGACAAAAUAAAGUGGCCGAGGAAGGUUUUACAGAGAGAGGCUCUGGCAGUGAUACUCUGAUAGUUCCAGAAAAUGGAGAACCUGUUGGGGCAGCGCCCAAUGUGACUGAUGCAGUUCAGAAACUUCCUGUUUUAUAUGAUGACUGGUCUGAUGAUUUAGAAGUAUGCAGGAUCUGUCACUGUGAGGGAGAUGAUGAAAGCCCCCUCAUCACACCAUGUCGCUGUACAGGGACCCUACGCUUUGUUCAUCAGGCCUGCCUGCACCAGUGGAUUAAAAGCUCAGAUACACGCUGUUGUGAACUCUGCAAGUAUGACUUUAUAAUGGAGACCAAGCUCAAACCUCUCCGGAAGUGGGAGAAACUACAGAUGACAACAAGUGAAAGGAGGAAGAUAGUCUGUUCAGUUACAUUCCAUAUUAUUGCUAUUACCUGUGUUGUUUGGUCGUUGUAUGUUUUAAUAGAUCGGACUGCUGAGGAAAUUAAGCAAGGCAAUGACAAUGGUGUCCUUGAAUGGCCAUUUUGGACAAAACUGGUUGUGGUAGCAAUUGGGUUCACUGGAGGCCUAGUCUUCAUGUAUGUACAGUGUAAAGUCUACAUUCAGUUGUGGCGCAGAUUGAAGGCUUACAAUCGAGUGAUCUUUGUUCAAAACUGCCCGGACACUGCCAAAAAACUGGAGAAGAAUUCUUCAUGCAUUCAGAACUCUGAAAUCAAGGAUGCUGUGGUAGUGCCAGUAUCACAGACAGGUACAAACUCUCAGCAAUCAGCUGAAGAAAUGACCUCUGAGGUCAUGCCAGUUUGACAGAGGUGGCAUUGUUUCUUCAAUGACAGUGUGUGUGUGUGUUUUUUACACCACAGCUACUACAAUCAUGCAUUUUAAAUAAAAGAACAAAAAACCCUGACCAGGGAAAUGGAUACAGUGAAGCAACAUGCAUUACUUAUGGAAUGUGACCGUUUGUGAAAUAGUUUCUCAGUCAGCCAGGUGUAGUGGAAAUGUAGAAAGCACAACAGAGAACAAUUCUCACAGACAUGACAAAAUGACCUUUUUAACUUGAUGAUCAGGAGGAAUUGAAAACAGACUUGUUCUGUUACAGAAAACAUCAACAACUUUCUAUUUGUUACCACUAGGCAUCUUAUUCGCUAAUCAUCUUAAAAAUACACUUCAAGGUGACACUACUAAAAAGUCAUUUGCAUUAAACUUAAAUCAACAAAGUAAACAGACCUGCACCAUGUCACUCUCUUUCUAAAGUAAUCGUUGAAUGGCUACAGUGGAGCCUGAAUGUUUCGGCAGCCAUGUGAGCUAAGGAUGUGUGUUUGUUGUUUUUUUUUUUUUGCAAAAUAAGCAAUUUCAACAAGUAGUCUUCAAACUGCCUCAAACACUUCCUUGGUCCCAUAAAAUACAAGUAUUAUUUAGCGACAAGGCUAAAAUUAUUGGCUCUACAUCUGGAACAACACUUUUAGUGCUGCUUAUCUUAAAGACUUGUUAAGUGGUGAAUUAACAUGAACUCUCUGCCUAUAUAUAUAGAAAGGAUAUAUAGAAAAGUUUUUCUCCAAAAUGCAAAAAGACGAAGUAUAAUCAGAGGCAUUACAGGUUGAAGUAUGCAGUUCAUUACAAAAGAAUAUGAAAUGAAUUUAUACCCUCACACCCCUAGGAAUGACAGUUAAAGUGUGGGGGGGCAGAGGUAGAAUUUUUUAAGAGUUCAUGCUUCAACAAUUAAGGUAUCACAAAAGAGCAUACCUGGACCUAUUAAAAGAUGCCAGUAUCGCCCUGUUCUGACUUGACUGGAUAGUUCUCCUCUGUUCAGGAUAAGACUGUGCGAUUAGGGAUUCAACAGUUCAGUUGUUAAUUUUGUGUUUUGAGCAUUUUCAUGUAAAACUGAAGUGUGAAUAACAUUAAAGAGUGCAAUAGAUAAAUAAAUGUAGAUAAAAUGAUGUCCAACAAAGGUGAGUUACAUAAAGAAUUUUGUGAUUCACUUCCAA
Molecule: messenger RNA, 2924 nt
Organism: Malaclemys terrapin pileata
Lineage: Eukaryota; Metazoa; Chordata; Testudines; Emydidae
Gene: MARCHF1
Product: membrane associated ring-CH-type finger 1
Exons: 8
Coding region: 124-1746 (540 amino acids)
Biological process (GO): protein polyubiquitination; immune response; antigen processing and presentation of peptide antigen via MHC class II
Cellular component (GO): late endosome membrane; early endosome membrane; lysosome
Molecular function (GO): zinc ion binding; MHC protein binding; ubiquitin protein ligase activity
Source: RefSeq, a predicted model, not a curated record